Molecule: messenger RNA, 5872 nt
Organism: Delphinapterus leucas (beluga whale)
Lineage: Eukaryota; Metazoa; Chordata; Mammalia; Artiodactyla; Monodontidae
Source: RefSeq, a predicted model, not a curated record
AGACCUGGAGCCAGGGCAGCGAGAAGGCAUCUGACGGAGCCGGCAGAGCAAGACCAGCCCCAAACAACGAGAGGAACAACAGCCCCUUAGGCCGCACCUGCCACAGACCCCAAACCCCCAUCAGCCAAGCAGGACCCUCGGAAGGAUGGCCGACGCUCAGACACAGGUGGCCCCCACCCCAAGCAUCCCAGUGGCAGCUACAGAGGACCUGCCCCUCCCUCCACCACCUGCUCUGGAGGAUCUGCCACUGCCGCCACCCAAGGAGUCCUUCUCCAAGUUCCACCAGCAGCGGCAAGCCAGCGAGCUCCGCCGCCUCUACAAGCACAUCCACCCCGAGCUCCGCAAGAAUCUGGCUGAGGCUGUGGCUGAAGACUUGGCUGAGAUCCUGGGUUCCGAAGAGCCCACUGAGGGUGAUGUCCAGUGCAUGCGCUGGAUCUUUGAGAACUGGCGGCUGGACGCCAUUGGGGACCAUGAGAGGCCACCUGCCAAGGAGCCUGUGCCCGGCGGCAAUGUCCAGGCCACCUCCCGCAAGUUUGAGGAAGGCUCCUUUGCCAACAGCACAGACCAGGAGCCAGCCGGACCUCGGCCAUCUGGAGGGGACGUCCAUGCAGCCCGCUGGCUGUUUGAGACAAAGCCACUGGAUGAGCUGACGGGCCAUGCUGAGGCACCGGCAGCUACAGUGAGGGAGCCUGCAGCCAGUGGAGAUGUCCAGGGUACCAGGAUGCUCUUUGAGACGCGGCCACUGGACCGCCUGGGCUCCCGCCCCUCCAUCCAGGAGCAGAGCCCCUUGGAGCUGCGCUCAGAGAUCCAGGAGCUGAAGGGCGAUGUAAAGAAGACGGUGAAGCUGUUCCAAACAGAGCCACUGUGUGCCAUCCAGGACGCAGAGGGAGCCAUCCACGAGGUCAAGGCCGCCUGCCGGGAGGAGAUCCAAAGCAACGCGGUGAGGUCUGCCCGUUGGCUCUUCGAAACACAGCCUCUGGACGCCAUCAACCGGGACCCCAGCCAGGUGCGGGUGAUCCGGGGGAUCUCUCUGGAGGAGGCAGCCAGGCCUGACGUCAGUGCAACUCGCUGGAUCUUUGAGACACAGCCCCUGGAUGCCAUCCGGGAGAUCUUGGUGGACGAGAAGGACUUCCAGCCAUCCCCAGAUCUUAUCCCUCCUGGUCCAGACGUUCAGCAGCAGCGGCAUUUGUUUGAGACCCGAGCACUAGACACUCUAAAGGGGGAAGAGGAGGCUGGACCAGAGGCGCCACCCAAAGAGGAAGUGGUCCCCGGUGAUGUCCGCUCCACCCUGUGGCUAUUUGAGAUGCAGCCCCUGGAUACACUUAGAGACAAGGUCCAAGUGGGUCACCUGCAGCGGGUGGGACCCCAGGAGGGUGAGCGGUUCAUGUACGAGCGUCUAUCCAGUGAUGGUUCCUCAGCACUGUGCCUCUCUCAGAGUGCCCCCCAGAGGGAUGGGGUGAAGGGAGACGUGAAGACCUUUAAGAACCUUUUUGAGACCCUACCCCUGGACAGCAUCAGGCAGGGUGAAGCUUCGGCCCAUGGGAGCAUAAGCAGAGCAGAAGGAACUGAUUCUGCUGGGCAGUCCCAGGACAUAGGGUCCCCGGUGUAUGCCAUGCAGGAUGGCAAAGGCCACCUCCAUGCCCUGACCUCUGUCAGCAGAGAGCAUGUAGUCGGAGGUGAUGUACAGGGUUACAGGUGGAUGUUUGAGACACAGCCCCUAGAUCAACUAGGCCAAAACCCCAGUACCGUCGACGUGGUGCGGGGCAUCACCCGGCAGGAAGUGGUGGCUGGAGACGUGGGCACUGCCCGGUGGCUCUUUGAGACCCAGCCCCUGGAGGUAAUCCACCAACGGGAGCAGCAGGAACGACAGGAAGAAGAAGGAAAGCCUCAGGGAGGCCCUCAGCUUGAAGCAUCCCCCAAGGGCGAUGUGCAGACCAUCCGCUGGUUGUUCGAGACAUGUCCAAUGAGUGAGUUGGGUGAGAAGCAGGGGUCAGAGGUCACAGAUCCCACACCCAAGGCCAAGGCACGGUCCUGCACCUGGAUGUUCACGCCCCAACCCCCAGACAGACCAGAAAGCUCCAGGGAGCAGCACCUUGAGGUCAGCCAGGUCCAGGCUGGGGAAAGACAAACAGACAGAUACGUCUUUGAGACUGAGCCUCUGCAGGCCUCAAGCCAUCCCUGCAGAAGGGGGCCUGUGCGAUACUGCAGCAGAGUGGACAUCCCCUCAGGGCAGGUGUCUCGUCAGAAGGAGGUUUUCCAGGCCCUGGAGGCAGGCAAGAGGGAAAACCAGGGAUCCAGGGUAAUCCCUGAGCCCAUCCCAGCAGGCUCUGUGCACAAGUUCACCUGGCUCUUUGAGAAUUGCCCCAUGGGCUCCCUGGCAGCUGACAGCAUCCAUGGGGGCAACCUCCAGGAAGAGCAGCCCAUGGGCCCCUCAGGCAACAGGGUGUGGGAGAGGCAACAGACUGCAACUGAGGGGACCCUGCGGACUCUGCACGCCACGCCUGGCAUCCUGCACCACGGAGGCAUCAUCAUGGAGGCCCGAGGGCCAGGGGAGCUCUGCCUUGCCAAGUACGUGCUCCCAGGCCCAGGGCAGGGCAGCCCCCACGUUCGGAAGGAGGAGCUGGUGUCUGGCGAGCUUCCCAGGAUCGUCCGCCAAGUGCUGCGCCGGCCAGACGUGGACCAGCAGGGGCUGCUGGUGCAGGAGGACCCAGUGGGCCAGCUUCGCCUCAAGCCACUGAAGCUGCCAGCACCAGGCAGCAGCUGGAAGGUCGAAGACAUGGACCCUGAGUUCCAGCAGUUGCUGGCUUGUGGCCUCGGGACGUCGGUGGCGAGGACUGGGCUAGUGAUGCAGGAGACAGAGCAGGGCCUAGUGGCACUGACCGCCUACUCUCUGCAGCCCCGGCUAACCAGCAGGGCCCCCGAGAGGAGCAGUGUGCAGCUGCUGGCCAGCUGCAUAGACAAAGGAGACCUGAGUGGCCUGCACAGUCUGCGGUGGGAGCCACCGGCUGACUCAAGUCCAGUGCCAGCCAGCGAGGGGGCCCGGAGGCUGCCCCUGACUGAGAGCAUCAUCCAUGUUCCCCCACUGGACCCCAGCAUGGGGAUGGGGCAUCUGAGAGGGCCGGGGGCCACCACCUGCCCCCCACAGGCCAUUGGAAAGGCAGUCCCUCUGGCUGGGGAAGAAAAGCAGGAAAGCAGGUGCACUGGGCAGAAAGGGAUGGAAGCUUUGGGAAAGUCAGAUGGAGCCACGACUAUGCCCCUGGGGCCCAGGUCCCCAAACCUCCAGGCUGCCAUGCAGAGUCUGCGAAUGGCAACAGCCGAAGCCCAAAGCCUGCACCAGCAAGUUCUGAGCAAGCACAAGCAGGGCCCCACCCCUGGAGCCGCCUCUAUGCCCUCCCAGGAUAGUCUUCUGCAAGUACCGGCCACAGCCACUGGGACUGCCCAGAGCAACACCAGGCCUCUGGCUGGAGGUGACACCAGGAUCCCAGCAGCCCCCAGAAAGCUGCUGUGAUGGGACCUGACUUCCCAGCCCAAGCCGGCCAUGAUGAGAAUUCCAUCCAGCAGGCCUCUGAGCCCACGCAGGACCCCCUUCUCCAGUCCCACAGCAGCCCUGCUGGCCAGAGAAGCCUUGGGGAUUCACAGACAAAAACCCCAAAACUGGAGCCCACCACGCACCCAAGGAAGAAGCCCCAGCUGCCCCCCAAACCUGCACACCUAAGCCAGAUCCCCCCGCCUCACUGGCUGCCCAAGCCCUCAGCCCUCUCUCCCAGCUCCUCUAAGGAGGUGGGGCAAGGAAAAUACAGACAAGGUGAGACUGGUACAGCUGACCAUGACCUUCGGCCAACCAAGGUCCCCACCACUGCAGGCCAGGGCCGAGUAUCGCCGGCUGGAUGCUCCACUGGACAGAGCCAGCACAGCCCCCAGCAUGACUCCAGCACCGUGGCCCCCAGGCCCACCAAAAGUCAGGCUGCGGGCAGCAACGACCAGAGCCCUGAGCCCCUCAAGCUCUCAGCUCUCAGCAGUGACCCUACCUCACCACAGCAGGGCCCCAGCCCCUCAGGAAAGAAGUGCACAGAUGGUUCCCAGCAAGGGGUCCCUGAGAGCUCCAAGAUUCUGCAGGGAAGCCAGCAAGAGCUCCAGGGCCUCCUGAGCCAGGUGCAAGCACUGGAGAAGGAGGCCAAAAGCACUGUGGACGUGCGGGCAUUGAGGAGGCUCUUUGAGGCUGUGCCCCAGCUGAGAGGGGCCCCUCCAGCUCCUGCUGCCCCCAACAAGCCCGAGGCCUCAGUGGAGCAGGCCUUUGGGGAGCUGACAAGGGUCAGCACGGAGGUGGCCCGGCUGAAGGAGCAGACCCUGGCCAGGCUGCUGGACAUCGAGGAGGCCGUGCACAAGGCCCUCAGCUCCAUGUCUAGCCUCCAGCCUGGGACUAACACCAGAGGCCAUUCCCAGGGACCUCUAAAGGACCACAGUGCCCACAAGGUCAGUGUCACAGACAGCAGUAGAGUCAGGCCCAACUGCCCAGGCCAGGAGGUCAGGAGUCAAACUGAGGCUACAUGCCACACUGAGGUCCAGGGUCAGGCCAAGGUCAGAAAUCACACUGAGGCCAGAAGUCAAGCAGCCCCAACCACCCCUUCUACUCGGAGGCUGGAGACCAUGAGAGAAGAGUCAAGCCUCCCUCGAGUGUUACCUCCCAGCAGAGAUUCACCCUCCUCCCCAACCUUUAUCUCCAUCGAGUCGGCCACUAGGAAGCUUCUGGAGGCUCCCAGCCCCAGGUGCAGCCCCAAGGUCUCAGUGAGAAGCACACACCUCCCCCAGGAUGUGGGCCAGGCUCAGCCCCACCAGAAAGAUGUCUGGGACAAGGCCAGGAAGAAAGAAGCCACCCAGUGCUCCGGACAGCCCCAGCAUGCCCCUGCCUCAGCCAGCCCCCUGCCCACCAGGCAGCAGAAAAGUGUUCUGGAGCUGCAGACUGGGCCCGGUGGCUCCCAGCACUAUGGAGCCACAAGAACAGUGACCGAGCAAUACGAGAGGGUGGACCAGUGCAGGACCUCAGUGCUCACCUCCCCCACCACGGUCACCGAGCCCACAGAGCCACCCAGGGGCCCAGGCCCCCACCUCGGGCUCCACGCCUCCCCCUUGAUGAGGCAGUUCCUGCACAGUCCAGCCGGGCUCAGCACAGGCCUGGCAGAAGCUGGGAAGGUGUGUGUGCCCUGCAGCCACUCCCAGCCAGCUGCCCAGUGAGCCCCUCCACCUCCCACCACAGCCUCCCACCCAUCCCCAGGGCCCUGGGACGGAGGUGGGUGCCUACCUCCUGCACAGAUGAGGCAAGGACCAAAAAGAAAGGGCAUCUUCUGAGACUUGUGGAAAGUUUCCUUUUCAUCAGUUCUUGCCAAAGGGGGGAAAGAAAAGUAGAAAGAAGCCCCUCUGAGUAGCCCAAGCCCAGGAGCUGGAUGGGGGCUCACAGCUGCUCGCGGAGGAUGUAAUCUGUACAGGCACACACGCUCCUCUCACAGGCCUGGCCCGCGUGCCAACACGAGUGAGUAUGCACGCCACUGCCUGAGACAGAGCCCCGUGAGUGACCUUCAGCCUUCAUUUCUUUUAAUACAAGUCAAAUGUUCUUAGUCUUCUGCUCCUUAAUUCCUGGAGAGGACAGGGCCAGCUGCACUGGUCUCUGUUUCAGAUUGGCUAGGGCCCCAGAAGGGCCCCUUCAUUACCAUCUCUCUCAUUCAGCGAGUCAUCCUGGCAGCACAAAGGUCAUACAGAAAAGGUCGGUGAUCACCAAUGUCCCUAGAAGCCAAAGGUUCUCUCCACCCCCAAUGCCCCUGACUCUGUACCCCAAAUGGGAAGGAUACAGUCUGAAUAAACCCAAGUUUUAUUCCCU